Molecule: messenger RNA, 597 nt
Organism: Glarea lozoyensis ATCC 20868
Lineage: Eukaryota; Fungi; Ascomycota; Leotiomycetes; Helotiales; Helotiaceae
Exons: 3
Coding region: 1-597 (198 amino acids)
Source: RefSeq, a predicted model, not a curated record
AUGCGGCAGAGAUGGGUUGCGGAAAAGGCUGUCUGGGAGAUCUAUUGCACUGGCAACAUCAAACCUUUCGAAGAAGUCUGGAUACCAGCAGACCUUGCCAACAACCAGAUCAAUUCUUCUCUGUCAUUGACCGGACACGUGUCCGGAGUUGCAGCAUCGGAUCAAAACACUUGCUCUGAGGAUUCCGAAAUCGAAACCGACGAUUCAUUCUCUGACUGUCUUGACAUGCCAUCGCCAGAUUCAUCGGACAGCCAGAGCACCAUCGCAUCAAACGCAUGGGAUUUCCGUGACUGGCAGGUAGAACCACGAUUUCGCUAUCGGAGUCCUGUUCUUGAAGGAUGGGUAGGACAUCUCUAUCUCGAACCAACAUACACCGAUCAACUUCCUUCGCCUUUUAAUGACUUGGUCACUCCUGAUCAAUUAGUUGAUAACCGUAUCUCUCUCGAUCAAACAACUGUCGGUCUAUUCACUCCUGACCUUGGUCCAGACUCAUCGAACGAGAACUUCCGAUUCCAUGGUCUUUACGACGAUGAUUCGGUUUCGACGGUAUCCGAGCCAGAUAUGGACAGCUUGAGGGAUGGGGAAGAGGAUGUUUGA